CCGAUCAGCUAUUCGCUAGCUUAUAAGUCAAAAACUUAAAAGCUAGUUUCUAAACUAGUGUUUCCAAACAUGGCCCCAAAGUUUUGCAAAGCAUCGGUUGGUGCUUUUGGCCAAAAUUCAAGGAUACAUUGCCCCCCAUUAAGAUUUCAGGUGCAUCUCCAUUAUUUUAUUGUUUUCCAGCUGUUAAUGUGCUUUCUAUACAAAAUUCAAGCGUACAUUGCCUUUCACUUUUUCUAAACAAAUGAGCUUACACUGUUACGCAUGCUUUUGUAUAGGCUCUCUAAGUUGCUGUUUUCAAUUUUAACUUUCAAUUAUAGUUCUAUUUUUCUGUUGAAGACAUCAAUUUCUGUUAAGAACACUAAUGUGUGAGACUUGUUCUUGUGACUCACUAAAAUGAGAUAAAUUUACGUGGGGAUUCAAGAUGGAUCCUUCAUUUAGCUACUAUGAGUGUGGAGUUCGGGCAUGAAUUGGUGCUUCUGAUUAUCCAAGAGAAAGUGAUGGAGCCUGCUUACAGAUGAGAUUGUCUUAUAGUCCAGCUGCUCAAUUCUUUCUUUUUCUGGUUCAGUGGACUGACUGUCAUCUUGCUGGAGCCUUGGGAUUGCUUAGAGUUCUCAUAUACAAGGUAUAUGAGGAUGGGAAGACAACCAUGUCCAUUUAUGAGAGAAAAACCAGUCUGAAGGAUUUCUAUGGUGUGAUCUUUCCCUCUUUACUUCAACUCCACAGAGGAAUCACUGAUGUAGAAGAAAGAAAACAAAAAGAUUUAUUUGCUAAAAAGUACAUGAACAAAGAUAUAGUAAGAAAAGGAAAACUAUCUGAAAUUGAUAUUGAGAGAGAAGAAGAAUGCGGUAUUUGCAUGGAGAUGAACAACAAGGUUGUCUUGCCCAAUUGCAACCACACUUUGUGUAUGAAAUGCUACAGGAACUGGCAUUCAAGAUCUCAAUCUUGCCCUUUCUGUCGGGAUAGUCUUCAAAGAGUAAAUUCUGGUGACCUUUGGAUCUACUUGAACAACAAUGAGAUAAAAGACUUGGCUUCAAUAAACAAGGAGAACCUAAAAAGACUAUUUACGUAUGUUGACAAGUUGCCUCUGAUUGUGUCAGAUCCUUCGCUUAUGUCUUAUCCUCAGCGCUAAUGGUUUUUACCUGAUGACUUUGAAUCUGCGUGAGCAGCUGAAGAAUUUAAAUAGGUUGCUUAUGUACAUUAUUGAUAAAUUGCCUCUCAUGGACCCAGAACCUAUACUGAUGUGUUAUUCUCAGCACUUCUGAUUUUCCUUUAGUCAUAGAUAAUUUUUACUUCAAAUUCCAUUCUAUGUUUGAUCGUCAGUUUGUGUGCAGGAAUGAUUCAAAAUGUAAAUACAUGUUGACUUCAUAGUGAAAUAAUAACUUAUUAUC
Messenger RNA from Vigna unguiculata (cowpea), 1388 nucleotides. Its product is annotated as E3 ubiquitin-protein ligase AIRP2-like. Lineage: Eukaryota; Viridiplantae; Streptophyta; Magnoliopsida; Fabales; Fabaceae. Gene Ontology annotation, cellular component: cytosol. Gene Ontology annotation, molecular function: ubiquitin protein ligase activity. Gene Ontology annotation, biological process: protein ubiquitination. The record is from RefSeq and is a predicted model, not a curated record.